AUGGGUUCAUUAUGGCUGCAAAAUCUUGUUGGCUUUCAACUGAGUGAAGAUGAAAUGAAAGAUAUUCCAUAUCCAAAAGUUGAGUUAAACACCCAUGUCACGUUCAAGUGCGUUCAAGUGUUUGGAAUAUUUGGAACAGCCUUGGGGCCUCUUGUUGCCCUGUUAAAUCCCAAGAAAAGAAAUGUCCAGGCCCUAAUAAGCUCAAGUACCAAGUUUGGCAAAUACGGGGUAAUACUAGGCUGUUUUUUAGGGCCUGCCAUGACAUUUGCCAGAUUAAAUUCUAUAAAUGCAUCUGACGAAUCUAUAUAUGAUAGAUGCUACAGGUUGAGAUACAAUAGAAAUCAGGUAAAAGUUGAUAGAGGCUUCGUUUUCGGGGCAACAUCAGGUGUGGUUUUAUUUCCUUUAAUUUUCAAGAAGUGUCCAAUUUUCGGAGGUCUAACUGGAAUGACCCUUGGAGUUAUAUCUGCUGUUGUUUACAACGCCAACAUUGCCAAAUGA
This is a messenger RNA of Helobdella robusta, 498 nucleotides long. RefSeq lists its product as hypothetical. Bases 1 to 498 code for a protein of 165 amino acids. The record is from RefSeq and is a predicted model, not a curated record. NCBI's taxonomy places the organism in Eukaryota, Metazoa, Annelida, Clitellata, Rhynchobdellida, Glossiphoniidae. The transcript is spliced from 2 exons.